UGUCCCCCUGGAACCUGAUGAAAGCGGACCGAAAUACAACUUCGAGACGCCGCGCUUGAACGACGACUCCAUCGUCAUCAGCGCCAUGGACCAGCCAGGACCCCGUACAACGACCUGAGGAAAGCAUGCGCUCUCUCGGAAACUGGGCGAAACGGAUCGCGCCGGUGCUAGCGGUGCUAGUGUUGCUGGGGCUCCACGCAGGCAGCGCCCAUGCCUCACGAUCGGCACCCGGAGCAACGACAGCGGCCUCGGCACCGGCACCGGCCGUGACCGAGGUGUGCGAGUCGCGAACCAUCAACUACAUCACCCACACGCUGCCGCAGCAGUGUCUGCGCACGUCAUGGACGAGUCCCACCCCUGCUGCCACCGAGACCGACAACAGCACCGUGCACCCGACUAUCACGACCGUUGCGCCAUCCGACCUCAGCGACAGCCCCGCCAGCGCCCAAGACAAUGGCACUGCAGCGCAGGAACAGGACGCCCAGGAGGAGCUGAGCGCCAGCUCCUUCAUGUCGUUCGAGGAAUGGAAGGAAAUGAUGCUGCGGAAGUCAGGACAGGACCCCGCCAGCAUCAAGGCCCACAAGCAGCGCGAACACCGGGAGCGCGACCCCGGCGCCGGCACUGGCGACUCUGACAGCUUUGGGGAGGAAGGGGAAAUCUCGCUCGACUUCGAUGCGCUUGCCGCGAAAGUCUCCGAGAUCACGUCGCCCUCGCCGGGCGCGACUGUUCCCGACACCGGCAAGGACGUGAAAGAGGAGCAGAUCCUCUACGAUGACGGCAAGACUCAGUACUACCGGUCUAAGGACGCCGGCAAGACCUGCAAGGAACGCUUUUCCUACGCCUCCUUCGACGCUGGCGCCACUGUCCUCAAGACCAGCCCGGGCGCCAAGAAUGCGAAGGCUGUCCUGGUCGAGAACAAGGACUCGUACAUGCUGAUGGAGUGCCGCACCAAGAACAAGUUCAUCAUUGUUGAGCUGAGCGACGAUAUUCUCGUCGACACCGUCGUACUGGCCAACUUUGAGUUCUUCUCCAGCAUGAUCCGCAAGUUCAGGGUCAGCGUGAGCGACCGGUACCCCGUCAAGAUGGACAAGUGGGUGGACUUGGGCACCUUCGAGGCCCGCAACUCGCGAGACAUUCAGGCCUUCCUGAUCGAGCACCCUCAAAUCUAUACCAAAUACAUCCGGAUUGAGUUUCUGAGCCACUGGGGCAACGAGUUUUACUGUCCCGUGUCAUUGCUCCGCGUCCACGGAACCCGCAUGCUGGAUACGUGGAAGGAGCCCAGCCAUGACGACGAGCCCGAUCAUAUCGAGGGGUCAGGAGAGGAGCAGGUCACCGAGGUUCACAACGUGCAGGGCACUACGGCCGGUAAUGAUGAUCCAUCUGCUGUCGAACAGGAGGAGAGCAUUCCCCAGGCCACCAUUGAAACGGGCCUCACCCCGUGGCGCCCCAUCUUUUUCAGUAACUUCUCGCUCGAAAUGUGCGAAUUGCGGUCACCGACGACACCCGAACACGUCAAGUCUGACUCGAAUAAGCCAGCCAACAAGUCUGUCGGGGCCCCUGACUCGGUGACUCCGCGCCCGUCACCGGUUCAAAAUGCCGACGAGGCGUCCCAACCCAGCAGCAUUUCCGCUUCCGAGCCUGCCUCUUCCCACACGCCUGUUGCCUCUCCAGGACAGGCAACAAGCGUCCCCCCUUCUGCUGUCGCUUCGCCACCACAAACUGGCAAUAACAGCACGGCAAACGGCUCAAGCCAAAAACAGGCCGACGGUCGUGUAGAUACCGCGGAUUCCUCGGCCUCUGCCACUACGACCACCUCUCGCAAUAAGACGAGCUCAGUCUCUAGUUCUCCGUCGGCCUCGCCCACCGUCCAAGAGUCCUUCUUCAAGACCGUAACCAAGCGCCUCCAGCUCCUGGAAUCCAACACCUCACUCUCUCUCCAAUACAUCGAAGAGCAGUCCCGCUUCCUGCAAGACGUGCUCCUCAAGAUGGAGCGCAAGCAGAUCACGCGUGUCGACGCCUUCCUCGACACCCUGAACAAGACGGUCUUGUCCGAGCUGCGUAACGUGCGUACGCAGUAUGACCAGAUCUGGCAAAGCACUGUCAUCGCCCUUGAGACACAGCGCGAGCAGUCCGAGCGCGAGAUUGUCGCCCUCACCUCGCGCCUCAACAUCCUUGCCGACGAGGUCGUCUUCCAGAAGCGCAUGGCCAUCAUCCAGAGCGUCAUGCUCCUGUGCUGCCUGGUGCUCGUCAUCUUCGCUCGCGGCGGCCUGUCCUCCGCAGUCGACAGCACCUCCUUUUCCGCCUUUCCGCAAAGCACAACGCCCUACCGCCGCCACGGCUCGAGCUACGACUACGGCUACUCCUCGGAGAGCAUGGCCGGUUCGCCUUCACCCAGACCCGGCUCAUCGCCCCCCAGCCGUUACGCAGCAGCAGGCAGCGACGCCUCCGCCUCACUCGCCGCGUCCGCCCUGCCCCGCCGCCUGUACACGACCUCAUACAGGGACAAGACGUUGCCCCUGACCCCGCCGUCAGAAUACAGCCGCGAAAGCACGCCCGUCACGCGCCUCCACACCAGCCCCGAGCCACGGCCCCCAACCUCCUCCUACGACCAAGACCCAGACCGAGUUGCCAGCGAAGAGGCAGGCCAACCGCUGCGGCAUGCCGAUCCCACACCAUCACCAUCGCCGGGCCCAGAAUCGAACGGUGCUCCCGCUCAAGCAAAUGCAGCAGAUGCAGCCGCAGCCGCAAGCGCGAGCACCAAAGUCCCGUCCACCCUUUCCGGGACCGCGCCCCAGCCAUCCCGACAACCAGCACCGACGGCAGCCCCUCUCAGAGAGGCAGAGCGCGAACACGACCACCCCCAACCACAACCGCAACCACAGCCAGGUCGGCACCACCAACAAAAACAACACCGACAAAACAAACCAGAUGAGGAGCAAGACGAGGCGUCAGCAGCGCAAGGACAGGAAAGCAAUGACCAUGACGAUGACAAUGACGAUACCAAUACCCCCCCGCGGCCGGUCCGUUCCCACUCGACAACAUCGCACCUCGUCAGCAGCAGCAGCAGCGGUGGUGGCAGCAGCGGCGGUCUCAGGAAGCCGCUGCCCGCGCUGCCCGAAGAUGCGAGUCCCAACGACGACAUCUGGCAACUCGUCCAACCAACUUAGCGUAAUGCACGCUCGGCUUACCUGCUCAUUCAAUAAUGACGAUGGGUGGUAGGGAGUUCCGUUAGCUCACUUUACGUAGCCAGCAUAAUGUACAGAAAGGAAACAAUGUAAUCAAUUCCCGAAUCGCAUGCUGGAGUCAGUUUGUGUGAACUGGAUUGUUGUUGGCUUUCGAUGGCCCGAGCAGCGACAUGUUCUCGUUGCCUUACAUCCCGUUGCAUCAUCACGUAGACAACAUCAAAUGCAGGAACACGGGACCGGAAAACAUGAAAAAGCAACACGAA
Molecule: messenger RNA, 3448 nt
Organism: Thermothielavioides terrestris NRRL 8126
Lineage: Eukaryota; Fungi; Ascomycota; Sordariomycetes; Sordariales; Chaetomiaceae
Exons: 1
Coding region: 126-3167 (1013 amino acids)
Biological process (GO): protein folding in endoplasmic reticulum
Cellular component (GO): cytoplasm; membrane
Source: RefSeq, a predicted model, not a curated record